This is a messenger RNA of Bolinopsis microptera, 4010 nucleotides long. RefSeq names its product relaxin receptor 2-like. Lineage: Eukaryota; Metazoa; Ctenophora; Tentaculata; Lobata; Bolinopsidae. Gene Ontology annotation, cellular component: plasma membrane. The coding region runs from base 1997 to 3523 and encodes 508 amino acids. Gene Ontology annotation, molecular function: G protein-coupled peptide receptor activity; protein binding. The transcript is spliced from 3 exons. The record is from RefSeq and is a predicted model, not a curated record. Gene Ontology annotation, biological process: adenylate cyclase-activating G protein-coupled receptor signaling pathway; activation of adenylate cyclase activity; hormone-mediated signaling pathway.
GAUGGGAAUAUGUAAAGAUAGAUACAAUGAUACCACACGAUCUAGAAUCCUACCCUCUUCACCUCAAGACAGUCUCGAAAAUAAAGGAUGGAGAUUUCAUUAAUGUGCUUAUCGAUCCAAGCAAUGAAAUUUCCUUGUCCUUAUAUUUCACACCUCUUGAUGUUGAAAUUUAUCUUUUCGUGUUUAAUGAGAAUUUGUGUGCAUCUAGGAACGGGCAUGCUAAUACCACAAUAGAUGGUGAUUUUAUAACAAACAGCACUGAGAAUAUCUGGUCAAUACGAAAGACAAACAUUUCACUAGACCUAGAUGUGAAUAGCAUAACAUUGUUCCGAUACAAUUUCUCGAAGAUCGAACAGGAGUGUGUAAGUCUACAUUCGAUAAAUGUUGUCGGGAUUUAUUUCACGUCGGACUUCUCAAGCGAUGUAAUUGAUGAACUGCAGUACAAACCCCACAAUAGAGAUUACUCCGAUUGUCAGGUGAAGGAAGUAGGUAAUCCUCCAUACUUGAAAUUGGCAUGCAAAUAUGACAACACUACCUGGUUUUCGCUGCCCCUUCACUAAUAACUACUAUACAGUCGGCAGUACAUUAAGAUGUGUUAUAACGUUAUUUAACUCAGCAUGUCCAAAGGACACACAUUUUUAUCAAGCGUGUGGACACAGUGAUUGUACUGGAUAUCAAGUACUGGAGCAUUCGACACUCUUCUGUUCAACGUAUGUAUGCGAUAUCAGAAACCGUUCAUCAGCUUACCAACAACCUCAAGCAGGUACAAUGAACGAGGCUGAAUUUUCUUGCAAUGGGAAAUAUGAUUGCCUCAAUACUAAAGUAGAUGAGCAGUUAGAUUGUCGGUUUGAUGAGGAAGAUCAGUAUCAGUGCAAGGACAACUCUAGUUUAAGAACUAGGAAGAAACUAGCAGCCUCAAAGACGUGUGACAACAAAUGCGACUGUUACGAUUGUGACGAUGAAGCUCAUUGUAAUAGUUUUCACUAUGGAAUUGAAUGUGAAUUGAAGGACAAAGGUUCUAAUUUUGGUCAUUACUACGACGGUGGAAGUUACGCAGCCCCAGGAAAUAUUUGCGAUGGUAUUGAACAUUGCACUGACAGAAGCGACGAAAAAAAUUGUUCUCAAUCAAAUAAGACUUGCCAUGACAGUUGGCACGGUGAUGUUCGUUACUUGAAAGAUAACCAAAUAUGUGCAGUUCCCCGUGGUUCUGCACUCUGUUCAGAUGGUAAAGAUCAAGUAAACUGUUCAGACCCUCAUAAAAUAGCUAUGUCUUGCUUAUUGGCAGGAUCUCCCACUAACAUCUCAAAAUUUGCUGUCUGCAAAGACUACCCGUUGUGUGACGAUGACUAUAACAACAAUUGCCUAGAACCAGAGGGAGGGUGUUCUGUCCACAAGAGCUUUCUCUGUGAUGGAAUAGCAGACUGUCCAGGAGGUUCUGAUGAGAGUGAAGUAUACUGCUCUCACAUGUCCAGUUUCAACUGUACAAGAAGAGUAGCCAGAUUGGAAGCAAAGGGCAACAAAAUCGUCCACCCCUUUCCUUUAAGCUGGGCGAAUGAUAAUGAAAUAGAUUGUAUGGACGGGAAAGAUGAGGACGAUACUUAUUGGAAUGUGUGUGAGUUCGGAUCGAUUAAACUGUUUAUCGAAAAAGAAAGUCGCUGCAUGGAUGUGAAGAAAUGUAGAGAGCAAGAAGAGAGGUUUAUAAGUGUAAAGAACCUGUGUGAUAGAGUUGAAAGCUGUGGGGGAGAGAACGAUUUAUGUGGAGUCUCUAGAGGCAUUCAAACAACUUGGAACACUCUCAUCGAACAAAAGGCUGCGGACACAAAAGUAGUAUCGUAUUGUUUGAAGGGGUUACUGAAUCUUCAACGCUCUGCAAGCCUUCUGCUUCUUGAGAGGGGUACCAUCUCCAAACGCAUGGGACACUGCACAAUUUGUGAGAAAAGGCGGCAAGUUAAAUUUACCGAACAGCAAGUUUGACUGCAGGUUCGUAUACGGUGAGAUGUAUGUUUAUCUGGCUUGUUCCAACUCCUGCUUAGCAUCCUCCACACCGUGUCCUUUGAGGACAAUUCCUCCUGACACUUGUGUCAACAAGAUGAAUGAAAGAGUCUUCACAGUUACUGACUCUAACAAUCUUACAGUUUCUCUGAGAAAACUGAGGGAGUACCACAAUGAAAUUUACCCGUGUGACAAUAAGAACUGUGUGCUAUACAACGAAGUUUGCAAUCUAGUUGAUGAUUGUGGGGAUGGAAGUGAUGAAGUUAACUGCACUAAUCACUUUUACUGCCCAGAAUAUAAAGAGUACAUACCGCUUACCUCCAAAUGUGAUGGUCAGGUUGAUUGCAGAGAUUUCUACGACGAGUGUAACCAUGACUGCGUCACUACACAGAGGUACAUAUUCGGCAACAAUAUUCUGAGAGGCUUGUCGUGGACAGUGGGAAUUCUUGCUAUCUUGUUCAAUGGUUUCAACAUCGUUCAUUCUAUACUUGAAGCAAGAACAAGAGAGACGUUUGGAGGUCUGAUGAACAAAUGUUUUAUCAUUCUCAUAAGUUUGGGAGACUUCAUAAUGGGAAUAUAUUUGGUGGUCAUAGCUUGUGUUGAUCAACAGUUUGGCGGAAGAUAUUGUGAAUCUAAGUACAUCUGGAUGUCCUCACAAUGGUGCUCACUACUUGGAAUUAUGAGCACAUUUGCAACUCAGAUCUCACUCUUUUCGAUGACAGGUCUGAGUCUGUUCCGAAUCUGGACAGUUGGAGAUAUAAUUCAACGUGAUAGAUCCUCAGCCAAGUCAAAAUUACAGCUGAUUCUAACGAUAUCAACAAUAUCAUUUUUAUCAGCUGCUAUGGCAUACAUACCGGUGUUGACUCAAUUGGAGGACUUUUUCGUGAACGGACUCUACUACCACGACAACCCUCUUUUCACUGCGUCCGUAUCGAAAGAUAUCCACCGCCAAAUAUUCCGCAGCAAUUAUGGAUACAUGAAGAACACUGAUAUGUCGUGGAAGUUGAUACGAUCAAUCGUAAGGGACAUGUUUACAUCUGAAUAUGGAGGAAUAGAAGGAAAAGCAAUCCAUUUCUACGGAAGUGAUGGAGUCUGUAUUUUUAAGUACUUGGUGACAAAAGAAGACCCUCAAAAGUGGUACAGUUUAACAAUUCUGGCAAUCAACUUCGUCUGUUUUGUCAUCAUAUCGGUAUGCUAUAUAUUUAUAACUGCCAGAGUUGUCCGCUCAUCAAAGAAUACCUCGAGAAACGACAACACCCAACACACAAGGGACCUCCAGUUGAAAAUCAGUGCCAUCAUCUUUACUGACUUUAUGUGCUGGAUACCGCUGACCGUCGUUUGCUUCCUGCACUACGGAGAUAUCAUCAACGCCACCAAAUGGUAUCCCUACUUCUCAAUCGCACUGCUACCGAUCAACUCCGUGAUAAACCCACUGCUUUACAACGGGGAUCUAGCAAAGAUGUUGAUUGGUCCAGUCAGAGUUUUAAACAGAUAUAUGCAGGAAACGAAAGCUAGAUGGACAACUACUUGAACUAGACGAAGAAAAGUGCAAAAUGCAAGCAAAGAUAAUACUUGUGCAAUAAGUGAACUAUAAAAGCACCUGACCUCUCGAACAAGGCUGGAAAUUUAACAGGAGCAAGUAAAAUCGGGUAUCGUAGCCCGCCUUUUUUUUCUUUUUUUGAGAGGCUUGACUUGGAUGGCCCACGAAAAGAUAACAUGAAGAUGCUAUGCCUGCCUCUGGGGUAUGGUGACUCAGAAGGAGGUUGCCAGAGUUAUUCAAGUGAACCAGCCUGCUAUUUUAUCUUAAAAUCUUAAUUAACUUGAUAAAGUUUUGCACGUUGUCGGAGGAACCGUUUGACACGUGCACUAGAUUUACCUCUCUAUCUAUUUUGUUUUAUUUUUAGCCUAUAUGAGUAUAGAAUUAUAAAACCUUGUGUGGAAACGUUUUAUUUUUUUAGUUUUCUAGACGAACUUUAUUACUAAUAGUAAUAGUAAUUUUUACUCAUAAACCCGUCACA